GCUGCUGCUGCGGGGCAGGGCGGACAGAUCGCUCCGUGGACAGGGCGGAGGUCACAUGACGUCAGGUGUGAUCUGUGUGGAUGUGAUGCAGAGCCCCGUGAGGAGGCGGACGGUUGACGACAGUCAUGGGGGAUCAAGGAACGGACUCCGGUGUGACCGGGCUGAAAAGAGGGGAUGUUGAGGGCCUGUGUCGUCAGAGGAGGCCCAUGCUUCACUGCUGGUUCCAGGUCCUGCUCGGUCUAGUGCUCGUGGUGUUGUUCUUCAGUCUGUCGAGCAGCUUGCUGUCGUCGUGGAGCCCCUUUCCACUCCACGAGCACUACCAGUUUUGGAAUAUGACCCAAGAGCUUCAACUCUUUCAGUCUGACAAAGCGCUUCCUACUGUAGCGCCUACGGGUAGUCAGUACCACGAAGCUUACCCACGCAACUACCACUUUAUUAUGGAUAACAAAGAGGUGUGUGAAACCAGAACCCCUUUCCUGGUCCUGAUGGUUCCGGUGGCACCAAGUAACGUGGGAGCUCGGGACGCCAUCCGGCAGACAUGGGGCAACAGCAGCAUUGUUCGGGGAGAGGUGGUGCUCACUCUCUUCAUGCUCGGCCUCUCAGGAGGAGAUGGCGUUGAGCAGCAGCAAGAGAAGCUCAAACAGGAGAAUCUUCAGCACUACGACCUGAUCCAGAGUGACUUCAUGGACACCUACAUCAAUCUGACCAUCAAAACCAUGGUGAUCAUGGACUGGCUGGCCACCCGCUGCCAAACAGCCGCAUACGCCAUGAAGAUUGACUCGGACAUGUUCUUGAACAUUGACAAUCUGGUGACAAUGCUGCAGAUGCCUGUAAUCCCCAAGGAGAACUACCUGACCGGGAUGCUUAUGUGGGACAGGCCGGUUGUCCGUUCAAAGGACUCCAAGUGGUAUGUCUCUGAGGAGUUGUACCCAGAACCCUUGUACCCGACCUACACACUGGGCAUGGGAUAUGUCUUCUCCAACGAUCUUCCAGAGAAAUUCGUGGCAGUCUCAAAAUCAACAAAGCCCUUUCACAUAGAGGACGCUUACAUCGGAAUGUGCAUGAAAAAGCUUGGACUUGCGCCCACAUCGGCACCAAAUCCCUCCCAGUUCAAGGCCUACAACGUGAAAUAUGAUCGCUGUGAAUACUCCAAGAUCAUCACCUACAUCCUUGCCACUUCACAAGAGUUGAUAAACUACUGGAACGACUUGCACAAGCCUGAGCCACCUUGUUAGGACAAUGACUACUACCAAUGCACAGAGACAUCUCUUGACUUACAGGUUCGGUGGCAGGGGGAAUUGGGAAACUUUAACUUAUUUACAGAUUGCUACUGUACCGGUAUAUCAUUCUCACACACCCCUCGUUUUCAGAAAUAUGAUUAAAGAAUACACACCUGGAAUGAAUACUGACGUUUCUUAACAACUGCUCUAUUAAAAAUAGUCGCUAUGUUUUACUUUGGUGUAUUUAAAACUCCCAGAGUUUGCCACCAAAGACAAUUACGAAGGAAGUGUUUAUUUGCUUUGAUAUGAAGCAGUGAAAGUGGAAAUGUGAUUGUAAUUGUAGGUGCCCUGAUGGGCCUUUUAAUGAGACGGCUUAUGAAUUGUUUGCGCUGCGGUUGCACUUGCAGGACAAAUGCAGCAGAAACGUGGCAAAGAGUCAAGACUUGUAGAUAAUGGAACAAAUGCACGUUUAGAAAACAAAACAAACGAGUGGUAGGAGAGGUUCCUCAACACGUUUGCUAGGCCAUAAGUACAUUGUAGGGAGGAAUGUUGAAAACACUCAACUAUGCUCACAAUCCUCACCUCUUAAGUGAGAGAAGCCAUUGAGAACUGACAGAAAGGUGAAAAGUUAUUUUUUCAUAUUUGUUGAGCAUUUCAAAUAACAAUAAAAAAAGCCAAUCUAUAAUGUACUCCUUUGAAAAUGAUUUGUAAAAUAAAAGGACAGAAAGUUUGACUAAAUAUUUCUUGAAGGUUUUAUGCGUUCUUUCGCCCUCGGGCUCCUUGUCCCCGUUCACCCUGCUGUUUCCCUUGUAGCUCUUCAAUGAGCUGAAUCGUCUUCGAUGAGGCGGCCCGGAAAUGAAGUUGCUUGAAUCAGAAUCAGGAGAGACAGAGGUUGUUUUUUAUAUUGUGAUAUGUUUUGAUUUUGUGUCUCUUUGUGUUGAUGAAGUCCGUGGUUUUGGUUUUAUUAAAGGUUUUCGAUCGUU
This is a messenger RNA of Scophthalmus maximus (turbot), 2203 nucleotides long. RefSeq names its product beta-1,3-galactosyltransferase 2-like. The record is from RefSeq and is a predicted model, not a curated record. The transcript is spliced from 2 exons. Gene Ontology annotation, molecular function: N-acetyl-beta-D-glucosaminide beta-(1,3)-galactosyltransferase activity. Gene Ontology annotation, cellular component: membrane. Bases 126 to 1235 code for a protein of 369 amino acids. Lineage: Eukaryota; Metazoa; Chordata; Actinopteri; Pleuronectiformes; Scophthalmidae.